AUGUAAUUCUAUUAAUAAUAUAUUUAAGCUUCAAUUUAAUAUUUAGGUUUUAUUGAAGAUACAAAUUUUUGUGAAUCAGUCUUUGAAGAAUUAAUAUAAAUCUUUCAUUUUCUUUGGCAUUAACUUGAAUAGGAAACUAAUGAAAAGAUGUUUGAUGAUAAAAUUGAAUUUUGGUAACAAUAUAUAAAAAAUUUGAAAAAAUAAUUAAAUCCAAUAAACUCUAUUUAAAAAUAAGUCUCUAAUAAAAUUAAAGAUUGUGCUUGUGUUUAUUUAAUUUUACAUGAUCAAUAAAAUACAAAGAAAUAUAUUAUAUCUGCAGAUACUUUAAUACCUUUUAUAGAUGUUCUUUAUCCACUUGAUUAAUAAUAGGUGAAACAAAUGUAAUUAAUGCAAAAUCUUAUUAAAUCAUCUGUAGAAUUUUUAGUAGAUCCAAUUUUAAAGGAUGAUGAAGUUGUUAUAAAGACUUUACAAAAAGUAUUAACAUAAGUUUAAUUAUUGAAUUCAUCAAUGAAAUAGAAAAUAUUUUAAAUGAUUUGGUCAAGAUGGUCACCUGAAAAUCCAUUUUAUGUAAAAAUUUUAUAAUAAAUUGUAUCUAUUUUUUUGGAAAAUGAAGAUUAAUAAUUAGGAACAAGAAAUAAUUUUUUUUUGUCUAUUUUGGCUAUGGAAAGUGAAAAGAAAAUAGUUCAUCCAUAAAAAUUUCAUACAUUAUUAUAAAUUUGUUAAUAUCUUUGUCUUGAAAAUGCUCCUGUAAAUAUGGAAGAUAUAUUUUCAUAAUCAUAAGAUCAUAAUUCUUGUUUGAAAUUAAAAAAAUAUAAAAUUAAAAAAAGUUUUUAAGAAUUCUUUUAAGUAAAUAAUUAUUAUUCAAUGAUUGUUAAAUUAAUAUCAGGAAUUUAGAAUACAACUAAUUUUAUAUACAUUUUAAAAGAAUUUAUUAAAUUAGAAUGGUUGUUAACAGAAGGAUUAAAAUUAACUUAAGUUGAAUUUGCUGAUGAAUUUGUUUAAUUUCUAGAAUAAAAAUUAUAUGUUUUUUCAGAAGAUUAAAUGAAAGAAACAAUAGAACUCUUAUAAGAUUGUUCAGUAUCUAUGAUUAGUCGAUUUCUCAAAUUAAAAAAUAUAUCUGAUAAUCUAGAAUAAUAUGGAGAAAUUAUAAUAUAAAAUGAAUUUUGUUUAAAGGUAUUUUAAUAUUAUAUAUUUAUAAUAGGUUUUAGUUGAAGUAUUUAUUUUUAAUAGUCAUCCAUCAGAAUUCUUAAAAUAAAAAUGUCUUUAAUUUCUAGGUGUACUUUUAUCAUUUAAUGAAUAUAAUUAAUUAGUAUUCAGAGAAUGUAUUCGCUUAUCUGUAAUUUAUUUUUAAUAUAUUAGAAUUUCUUAUAAUGUAUGAGAAAUUAGAGAAAUAAAAAAUUAUAAUAAUCAAUGGAAGAUAUCUUAAAAAGAUCUUUAUCUUUUAUUAAAAAUGAUUAAAUUUAAAAAAUGAUCCAAAAUGCUCCUAAAGAUUAUUAAAAAAAAUAAGUCUUUAGGCAAUCUAAUUUUUCUUAAUAUGUUGGUGCAACCUUAGAAACCUUUUCUAAUAUAAGUAAGGAAAUCAAAGGAAAAAAAUAAUUUUAAUUUUUAGGAAAGGAUAGUGGGAUUGUUAUAAAGAAUUAUUAAGAUUUAUGUACUAAAAAAUGGAAAUCCUUUACUAUUUUAAUUGAAUUUAAGAAGGAAAGUUUUUAUUUUAUUAAUUCUAAUGCAAAACACAAAGAUGAAGUAUAUAAAGAAGAAUAAGUGAUAUUUAAUAUGAGUGGUAUGUUGGAAUCUUAAAGUGGUAAUAAUUAAUCAGGUCAAAAACAAAAUCUUUAAUAAAUUGAUUUAAUUAAAGUUGCACUAUUAAGACCAACUUUCAAUUAAGAAAAUUAUAAAAUUAAUCCAUUAGAGAAUUAACUCAAAAUAACUAUAUUAAAUUUUGAAUAAAAGCCAUUUGAUAUUAAUUUAAAUUUCACUUAAAAAUCUAAAGAAGAAUUGAUAUUAUUGGCAAUUAUGUUUGAAGAUAAACCUAAACACACUUUUUCAAUUAAAAUUUAAGAUGAACCCAAAAAGAACUUUUAAAUUAAAUCUUUUAUAACAGAAUAUGUUAAGAAAUAUUCUGAUAAAUAUCAUAUUACAUUAAAUAUAGGAACUUAUUAUAUAAACUAAUAGUUCUAAAACACAUUCUAAGGCAUCAUCAAUAAUUUUAUUAUUUUAGAAAAGAUUUUAUAUUUAAAAUAGAUUGAUGCAAUAUUUCAAAGAAAUUAAAAUAAUUUAAUAGAUAUUAUUGAAAAAGAAAUAUUACAAGUAGGAAAUGAAGAAAUUGAAAGUAUACAUAAAUUAUAUUAUUAUUAGGUAGGGAAAUGUAAUAUUUGGAUAUUGAGAAAUUCAAAACUUGUUUCUCUCUUGUUGAGAUUAAUGAUGCAAUUAAAGUAACAAAGUACUAAACAAUAUAAGAGUAAAAUUUUUUAAUGAAUAUGAUAAAGAAAUAGGUUUCUCAUAAGAUGGUGCAUGAAUCCAAUUAAAUAGUUAAGGUGUUUUAUUAAGGAGUUAAUGUAAUAGAAGAUGCAGGAUUAGCUGAAGUAUUUUUAAGUUUAGACAAUAUUGAAAUAAUACUAUUUAUAAUCUAAAUAUCCACACAAACAUAUUUUAAUUUGGAAAAUUUUGAAAGGAGAUCAAGUAGAUUAAAAACAUUAUAGGUUACAUUACAAAAUGGAACAGGAAGAAAUUAAGGAGUGUUUAGAAGGAUUAAUUAUUUUGAUAAUUUGUUUAGAUAAUACUUUUUGGUAAAAGAUAUGAGAAAAUGUAGAGAUGAUUAUUUAAAUUGUCAAUAGUUUCAUCUGAAUUUAUUAAAAUCAAAUAGUUCUUAGUUAUCUUAAGGAGAAUCUCCUGUUGAAAAAAAAUAAAAUUUUUUAUUGGAUAUGGGUGGAUCUAUAGUUAAUUCAAUAAUAAGUACAUAGAAUUAUCCAAUAGUUUCAUAAUUCAAUAUGGAUUUUAGUGAUUAAAACAAAUAAAAUCAAAUUUAAUCAGCCUAGAUAUAGACUAUAAAUUAAAUUGAUGAAAUAAAUUAUAUUAAAUAGAAUGAUUCAGAUAUAAAGAAUGUUGCAUUUUAGGAUAUGAUAUCAAUAGAAAAACAUACUUUUAAAUCUUCUACUGAGAAGGUUUCUUCAAAUAAAUACAUUGAAGAUACUAGAGUAAAAUCAUAAUUUGUAGGAAGAAAGACUUCAAGAAAUUACACUUGUAAUACUUCUCCUAAGAAACACAUUCAAUAAAAUUAAUUCAAUCAAAAUAUAUAAGAGAUAUAAAGUGACAAAAAUAUAGAGUUUGUUCUUGAGGAAAGAUCAUCUAUAUAAAAUGAUAUGACUAUAUUUCAGUGUGAAUGGAUAAGAGUUAAGAUGCAAGUCUUUGGAGAAUUAAAAAUAUUAGAAAAAGGUAAGGUGUUACAAUUUUAGAGUGAUGCUAAGGAACGUCCAGAAUAAGAAUUCUAUACAUAUGGAACAAUUGUAUAUAAAUAUUUAUAUUUAGUCAUUCAAUUUGAGAAAGGUUAAACUAACAAAAACAUUGAAUACAACUUAAAUUGUUGAAAUUUAAACUCGUCGUUAUUCUCAUAAAGAAAUAGCAAUAGAAAUAUUUUGUAAAAAUAAAAAAUCAUAUUUCUUUGUUUUAUAUGAUACUGAAAAAAGAAAUUAAUUUUUAAAUUGUUUUAAAUAAAAUUAUAAUAUUAGUAUAGUAAUAGAUAGAAGAGCAGGUAAAGUUUGCAAUUUAUUUUAUAUUAGAAUUUUAAGCUAAGAAUUAUACAAAGAAAUGGCUUAAAGGUAAAAUAACAAAUUUUGAAUAUCUGAUGUUAAUAAAUAAAUAUUCUGGUAGAUCAUUCAAUGAUUUAAAUUAAUAUCCUAUUUUCCCUUGGGUUAUUAGUGAUUAUACUAGUAAAAAAAUAGAUUUAGUAUAUAUUAUAUUUAAAUAUUAAUUAGAAUAAUAGAGAAUAAUAUAGAGAUUUAGACAAAAUGAUAAGUAGUCAAAAUAAAGAAAGAUUAGAAAAUAGUAAAAUAAGAGCAGAAUCUUUAAAAUAGACUUAAAUGGAAUAUUUUUUAUUUGGUUCUCAUUAUAGUGUAGCAGCUUAAAUAAUAAAUACUUUAGUAAGAAUUGAACCAUUUACUUCUCUUUAAUGUGAUUUAUAGGAUGGUAAAUUAGAUUAAGCAGAUCGUAUAUUUUUUUCAAUACCUAAUACAUGGGAAUCUUGUUAAAAUGAUCAUUAAGAUUUUAGAGAAUUAAUACCUGAAUAUUUUUAUUUUCCUGAAUUUUUGAAGAAUAUAAAUAAAAUAUAAUUUGGUAUAAGAUAAAAUUAGGAAAUGGUUGAUGAUGUUGUAUUACCACCAUGGGCAGAGAGUUGUGAAGAUUUUAUAGAAAUUAAUAGAAAAGCACUUGAAUCAUAUUUUGUAAGUGAAAAAUUACAUAAUUGGAUUAAUUUAAUAUUUGGACCAUAUUCUUAAGGAGAAGAAGCAAAAAAGAAAGAUAAUUUAUAUCAUUGGUUGACAUAUGAAAGUUGUUGGUAAUCCUUAGAUAAAUUACCAUACUAAGAUAAAAUGGGAUAUUUAACUUAAAUUUAAUCAUUUGGUUAAGUUCCUUUUUAAUUAUUUAUAAAACCUCAUCCAUAAAAAUAAAAAUUGGAAUAAAAUUUAUAUUUUCCCUCAAAUUUAGUCAAAAUAUUAACAGAUAAGAAACUUAUUAAUUCUAAACGAAUAAUGAAAUUUGAUAAAAAACUUAUAUUAAAAACUUAUAAAGAAAUUGAUAAUUUUUAUGUUUUAAUGAAUAAUUGUUCAGUUUAUAAAUUAAAGUAAUAUAGAAUAUAUUAUAAUUUAGAUAUAAUGCUAGUUUAGAAAAAAAGGAAAGUGAGGAAAAGUUAUUGUCAUCAUAAUUGUUUUCAAUAUAAGAUAUUGAAAAAUUACAUUUAGAAAAAUGUGAUAUGUUAAAAGAUUAACAAUAAACACAUGAUAAUUACAAAAAUAUUAAACCUAUUCAUAUAACUGGCUAAUAAUUUUAAUUUGAUGAUCAUUUUCUAUUUGUAGCUGGAUAUUUGAGUGGUGCUGUAUACAUCUAUGAUCUACAUUAAGAUAAAACUUAGAAUUCUCAGAUUUGUCAUAAAAUCAAACUUCAUAGAAGAAGAGUUACAUGUCUUAGUUAUUCAUCAAAAUUAAAAGUUUUAUGUUUAGGUGCUAAAGAUAAUAGAGUAACAGUUUGGAAAGUUUAAUAAUCAAAUGAAAAGACAAUUUCUUUUGGUACAUCUCCAAAAUACAUUCUUUAUGGACAUGAUAAAUCUAUUAAAUGUUUGACUAUUGAUGAUGAUAUGGAACUUGUAAUAAGUCUUGAUAAAUCAGGAAAGUUAUAAAUACAUUCUGUUAUUUCAGGUUUAUUUUUAAAUGAAAUAAAAUUCAAUUUAAAUUUUGGAGAGAAGAUUUGGAAUGUUAUAUCAAAUGGAAAUGGACUUAUAGCAUUAUUAACUACUAAUAGUGAGAUUAUUGUUACUAGGUAUUAAAUUUUAAAAUAUUAAAUUUUAGAGUAAAUGGUUUCAUUAUUAGAAGAUAUGUCAAUAAUAAUAUUGGUUAAAUAACAUAAUUUAUUUUUUAUUAAGAAUCUCAUCUACUUAUAUCUACUCUCAAAGGAGAAAUUCUAUUAAUUCAAGAUGUAUCUAGUUUAGCAGAAUAGUAUCCACUUAUUUUUCAUAUAUAUCAAAAUAUAUAAAAAAUAGGAAUAAUCAAUUUUUCAUAUUGUAUUAAAAAUAUAAUUUAAUUAGAAUUUGAAAAUGAAGGCAUUAUUUUUUUGAUUACAUUAAUUGAUGGAUCCCUCUAUCGUUUAGUUUUAAGUGCUGGAUAAUGUAAUUACAUAUUAAUUUAUUUAGAUACUGACUUUUAAAAUUAUUUAGGAAAAUUAGGAAUGUGA
Molecule: messenger RNA, 5937 nt
Organism: Paramecium primaurelia
Lineage: Eukaryota; Ciliophora; Oligohymenophorea; Peniculida; Parameciidae
Source: the annotation of a GenBank genome assembly